This is a messenger RNA of Suillus subalutaceus, 657 nucleotides long. RefSeq lists its product as uncharacterized. NCBI's taxonomy places the organism in Eukaryota, Fungi, Basidiomycota, Agaricomycetes, Boletales, Suillaceae. The transcript has 3 exons. The record is from RefSeq and is a predicted model, not a curated record. The coding region runs from base 1 to 657 and encodes 218 amino acids.
AUGUCACUACCACAGGCUCUUCAAGACUUUUUUGACAUGUUGUCUGAUCCAGAUAUUGAAGGUUAUGAUGCCGAUACAAGCCUUAGUCUCCCUGAGUCCAACAUGCCUCCAGGUCUGAUGACACCAUCAGAUGAUCUUGUUGUUGACCCUGCAUACUGGCUUGCAAAUCUGGAGCGAGAGCAUCUCAUGAGACAACAGUUUAAUGAGUCUGUUAAUAUGUGUCCUACAUCUACAGCACUGGAGUCUGACUUGACCAUUACUAUUCUCCCUCAAACUCUCAAUACUGGCAGUGCGAUGGAGUCUGAGAGUGAUCCGACAACUCCCACUAUGGCUCACAUUCCACCUUGUCCUUAUCAAGAUGACACUGGUAGCACUACGGAGUCCGAGAGCGAAACGGACAGCUUACUCGAUGGGUAUUUUAAUGUAUGCCCCUCUAUGUCUACAGCUCGUCCUACAUCUACAGCACUGGAGUCUGACUUGACCAUUACUAUUCUCCCUCAAACUCUCGAUACUGGCAGUGCAACGGAGUCUGAGAGUGAUCCGACAACUCCCACUAUGGCUCACAUUCCUUGUUGUCCUUAUCAAGAUGACACUGGUAGCACCACAGAGUCUGAGAGCGAAACGGACAGCUUACUCAAUGGCUAUUUUGUCAUAUGA